This is a messenger RNA of Daldinia caldariorum, 1326 nucleotides long. RefSeq names its product alpha/beta-hydrolase. The coding region runs from base 1 to 1326 and encodes 441 amino acids. Lineage: Eukaryota; Fungi; Ascomycota; Sordariomycetes; Xylariales; Hypoxylaceae. The transcript has 2 exons. The record is from RefSeq and is a predicted model, not a curated record.
AUGCAUAAGCUAUUUCCUGGAAGUGGCUUUUUCGACUUCGAAUCGCUUCGUAUUCUUGGGACGGCAGUUUAUGGCGGUGCUGACGCGGCAGAAGUCCUCGAGGCAGUAGGACAGAUCAAGUCGGAGGAUCCAAAGUCAUGGGAAACGGCCUGGGGUAUCCAAGCUGAAAGAGCGCAGGCGCUGGCUGAGAAAGCGCUCCAACACGGGGACCGCGACAACGCAAAACGAAACUAUCUCAAGGCAGCCAACUACACUCGGGCUAGUGGAUACAUGUACGUCUCGUCUCCUGACGAAACGGGCUCACUGGUACAAGAUCCUCGUUCACUACCGGUUCUGGAAAAAGUGGGUGACCUGUACCGCAAGGCUUUACCCUUGAUGGAAGGGGACGUUCAGACUCUUUCCAUUCCAUAUGAGGAACAUUCUCUUCCUGGGUAUUUAUAUUUGCCACCGCAAGAAAGAAGAAUUCCGGGCAGGCCCAAGAUCCCCGUCCUUCUGGUAUGUGGAGGAGCAGACUCGUGUCAGGAAGAACUCUAUUUCAUGAGUCCUGUGGCCGGGCCGGGUUUGGGCUACGCAGUAGUCACAUUCGAUGGACCUGGCCAGGGUCUUAUGCUUCGAAGAUACGGUCUGGAGAUGCGGCCUGACUGGGAGGUUGUUACUAGUUGUGUAAUUGACUAUCUGAUCGCCUUCAGUGCCAAACAUCCGGAGCUAGAUCUGGAUAUGGAGUCUAUCUCUGUCUCGGGGGCAUCGAUGGGAGCUUAUUAUGCUCUCAGAGCAGCCUCUGACUCCAGAAUCAAGGCAUGCGUAGCUAUCGAUCCCUUCUAUGAUAUGUGGGACUUCGGUACGGCUCACGUGUCGCCACUUUUUAUCAAAGCCUGGACAGGCGGAUGGAUCAGUUCAGGCCUAAUUGACAGCAUGAUGAAAUUGCUAUCCAAGGUCUCGUUUCAACUCCGAUGGGAAAUAUCAGUAUCGGGAACCUUCUUUGGCAUAUCGUCCCCGUCCGGAAUUCUCCUACAUAUGAAGAAAUAUACACUUCGUGGUGAUAGUAACAUGGGGGCUAAGGCAAACGCUUCCUUUCUUACCCAAAUUACUUGCCCGGUGCUGUUGUCGGGUGCAGGAGAAUCGCUGUACUUGGACGUAAAUAAUCACACAAGACGCUGCUUUCAGGCAUUGGAAAAUGUGCCCGAGACGAAAAAGGAGGUUUGGGUGCCCACAAGCGAAGGCCAAGGAAGCAUACAAGCCAAGAUGGGCGCUUUGCCGCUUUGCAACCAAAAAACAUAUCAGUUUCUGGAUAGGGCCUUGGGAAUCGUUAGAAAGCCGUUGACAUAG